GUUGCCAGAUACUGGCUGUAGUGUUACUAUUUAAUCAGAGGGGAGGAAGAUAAGAGAGGGAACGGAUUUAUCUUACAGCGUGUGCUCGGAACUGGUACGAACACACAAAAGAAGGGAAGUUUGCCACGCAAAGCAUUUAUUAAUUUUAUUUUUUCCAGCUUUGUUGUUGGGAAGGGUCGAUAGCCGGAUGGUCUUUGAUCUGCAGACGGGACGGUAGUGAGAGAUGACAGGAAGGGACCCGAACGCCGACCCUGUGGAGUCAGGGCAGCAGGAGUCGUUGGAGGGGGAGGGGGAGCUGCGGGAUAGCAGCAGCAAUGUGAGCCCACUCAGCCGCCAGAAGGAGCCUCUCAACGGGGAGGCGAGUGUGGCUGACGAGGAGUGCAAGCUGCAGGCGGGCUCAGGGGAUGGCGACCAUUGCCCUGAGCAAGCCUCUGAGCACCCAGGCAGUGCUCUCCCCCCACCCCCUGGACCCUUCGUGCCCCCUGAGGGGGGCUGGGGCUGGGUGGUGAUGUUCGCCUCCAUGUGGUGUAACGGCUCGGUGUUUGGCAUCCAGAACGCUUUCGGGCUCCUCUUCCUGUCCCUGCUGGAAAACUUCGGCGACCCGAACGACAAGCAUCUGCGCUUUAAGACAGCAUGGGUAGGUUCAUUGUCCAUGGGAAUGAUCUUCUUCUGCUCUCCUAUCGUGAGCGUUUUUACAGACUUGUACGGAUGCAGGAAAACUGCAACGGUUGGUGCUGCUGUGGCUUUUGUUGGUCUUGUUGCAAGUUCAUUUGUCAAAUCUCUAGAGCCCAUGUAUUUUACCUAUGGAAUCGUAUUUGGCUGUGGUUCUUCGUUUGCCUACCAACCGUCUCUGGUGAUUCUGGGACACUAUUUCAAGCAGCGCUUGGGACUGGUGAAUGGGAUUGUCACUGCUGGCAGCAGUGUUUUCACAAUCGUUUUGCCCUUGCUCUUGAAACAGUUGCUGCCAAAGAUUGGGCUCAGCCAUACAUUACGUGUCCUCAGUGCCUUCAUGUUUGUGCUCUUUCUGGUUGGAUUUACUUAUAAACCCCUCGUGCCAGGGAACCAACGUAGUAACUCGUCAAAGAAAAAAGUGAACAUAAAAAAAAUUUUCAAUGUGAAGAUUUGGAAAUUCCUUGGAUAUCGCAUCUGGGCUUUUGGAAUCCCAACUGCACUCUUUGGAUACUUUGUGCCUUAUGUUCAUCUUAUGAAGUAUGUGGAAGAAACUUUUCAAUUGCAAAAUGAAGAAGUUCUGUUGAUGUGUAUUGGAAUCUCAUCAGGGAUUGGGCGAUUAGUUUUUGGCAGGGUUGCAGACUAUUUACCUGGCUCAAAUAAAGUUUUCCUUCAGGUGGUAUCGUUCUUUGUUAUUGGGCUGAUGUCCAUGAUGAUUCCACUGUGUCAAGGCUUUGGUGGUCUCAUUGCAGUCUGCCUUUUCAUGGGUUUAUUUGAUGGAUGCUUCAUCUCAAUCAUGGCCCCAGUUGCCUUUGAACUUGUGGGCUCAGAGAAUGUAUCGCAGGCGAUUGGAUUCCUUCUUGGGUUGAUGUCCAUUCCAAUGACAGCCGGCCCACCAAUUGCAGGUUAUCUGCGGGACUUGCUGGGAACGUACAACCUUGCCUUUUACCUUGCUGGUGUGCCACCAAUGGUUGGAGGAGCAGUCUUGUGCACCAUCCCAUGGAUCCAGUACAGGAAAUGCAUGAGACAAAAAAGGUUGAUAACAUUGGAGGGAGAAACAGCGACAGCCAAGAUACUGGAUCGGGAUUCCAAGAACAUUAUGGUGGCUGGCAGUGGUGAGCCACAGAAAGAAUAUGUAUCCAGUAUUUAAUAUCACGUUCCACUGGACAGACUGAUUGCAAUUUAGGUCUUACAAAUGAAUCUAUUUUAUCAAUGAAUGUUUUUGUUUUGUUGCAAUGAUCUACAGUAGUUAAGAAGAAUUCGCAAGGGGAAGAAACAGAAAAAUUAAACAAUAGCAGUGAAUUC
This is a messenger RNA of Chiloscyllium plagiosum (whitespotted bambooshark), 1974 nucleotides long. It is a transcript of the gene slc16a10, whose product is annotated as solute carrier family 16 member 10. The record is from RefSeq and is a predicted model, not a curated record. Gene Ontology annotation, molecular function: transmembrane transporter activity. Gene Ontology annotation, cellular component: basolateral plasma membrane. Lineage: Eukaryota; Metazoa; Chordata; Chondrichthyes; Orectolobiformes; Hemiscylliidae. Gene Ontology annotation, biological process: transmembrane transport.